Molecule: messenger RNA, 612 nt
Organism: Emiliania huxleyi CCMP1516
Lineage: Eukaryota; Haptophyta; Isochrysidales; Noelaerhabdaceae
Exons: 2
Coding region: 1-612 (203 amino acids)
Cellular component (GO): membrane
Molecular function (GO): serine-type endopeptidase activity
Source: RefSeq, a predicted model, not a curated record
AUGACUGAGCAGCUUGGCUCCUUCUACGCGAUCCCGUCACGCUCGAUGGAGGCGACGCUCGCCGUCGGCGACGUGAUUUUCGCCGAGAAGGUGUCUCGGCUGGUCAACCUGCCGUAUGAGAGGGGCGACCUCGUCCUGUUCUCGCCGCCCGCCGAGCUGCAGCAGCAGGUGAGGGCGGCCGGCGGCACGCUCGGCGGGCGAGACCUCUUUGUGAAGCGAGUGGCGGCCAUCGGCGGCGACAAGGUCGCGCUCACGCCGGAGGGCGGCAUCGUCGUCAACGGCGAGCCGCGCGACGCACCGCCGCUCCAGUGCGCAGGGCCGCGCGGUGGCGGCGGCGGCAUCAAGGCUGAGUCCGGCGGCGAGCCCCGCGCCGUCACUUUCGCUCGCGUUGUGCCCGACGGCAGCCUGUUUGUGCUUGGCGACUGCCCGGAGCGCUCAACCGACAGCCGGACUUGGGGCCCGCUCCCGAGGCAGAACGUGGUCGCGCGGCCCGUGGUGCGCGUCUGGCCGAUCUCGCGGCGGGGAACAAUCGACGCGUCCGCGGAUCUCAACCCGUUCGCGCGCGGGCGCGCGCCGCACCCACCGACAACGAGUGAGAGUAGAAAACAAUGA